AUGGGUCCCGCUGGUAAGCUCGACGAAGAAGCGCUUCUUCGAAAGGAUGUUGAAGAGAACUAUCGCGCGUCGCUGAAGCUCUCGCGAUCGAGGCCUACACGCUUCACCCCAAGGCUUCGUGAGAGGCUGUAUGCUUCAAAUGCGCUGUUUUGCAUGGGGCAGUUCCUAGAAUCGAGCCAGGAUCAAGAGUUCCUCUCGACCGUUGCCGUGCUAUGUUGUGUUGUCGUGUUUGCAUGGACGAAGAAAGGCCCACAUUGUCCAAAGGGUUUCGGCGCGCAUGCGUGCCUUCAAAACGCAAUGGGUGUCUGCUUUUACAGAAACCCUUCAAAGCAUGCACUGCAUGAGCUGGUUCUCGCGCUCCGAACAUGCUUUGCCGAGGUAUCUCCAAGUGAAGUAGAAGUGCAUAUUGUCGGCGGCCACGAAUGGGCUGACAGAAAUAAUAACACGUUGAAUGUCGAUUCCAUCGGCAAAAAAUCGCAUCUCAGCGGGCUUGUCAUAGACGCAGUCAAAACUGCAGGGUUCAAGAACAUCAACCAGACCAUGCUCAACCCAUUUCCUGGCGGCCCGCUCGGGCCGUCGCCGAUGUGCGAAUACCGGCUCAUCAAAGACAACCAGAGAAUUGCAGUGGCAGCGUUGCACAUGGAGACAGGGCGCAUUGUGACACACUCUGAUGCAGCAAGUGCGGAAGACGAAGUUCCACGGGACUGGUGGGCCACAAGUGACAGGGCAACUUGGAGCAUCGCAGUGCAUGGACAACCACUGGCACAUGCCAGUGUCAAAACCCACGUCCUGUUCGUUUCGUACAUGAUCCUCACAGCCGCAAUCUUGUGGUGGAGCACGUCGCUGACUUGGGCAUUAGGAGUGCUGGGUGCUUUGUGGAUCUUGAAGCCGGUGGCAGUCUCACAUCUUUGUUCAUGGGUGAUGGUGGCGACCAUCCUUUACAAAUGUUUGGUCGCAGUUUGGACAUAA
Symbiodinium necroappetens is the source of this 969-nucleotide messenger RNA. The record is from the annotation of a GenBank genome assembly. NCBI's taxonomy places the organism in Eukaryota, Dinophyceae, Suessiales, Symbiodiniaceae.